Messenger RNA from Helianthus annuus (common sunflower), 786 nucleotides. Its product is annotated as WAS/WASL-interacting protein family member 3-like. NCBI's taxonomy places the organism in Eukaryota, Viridiplantae, Streptophyta, Magnoliopsida, Asterales, Asteraceae. The record is from RefSeq and is a predicted model, not a curated record. The coding region runs from base 1 to 786 and encodes 261 amino acids. The transcript has a single exon.
AUGCCGCUUGCAGAGAUUCCAGUCGAUGACGACGUUAUUUUACCACUUGUCAAAAUUCCAGUUGAUGAUGAUGUUGUUAUUCUUCUUGAUGAGAUUCCAGUUGUCGAUGCCAUUGUUUUUCCACCUGUCGAGGUUCCUGUUGUGGAGGUUUUAUCUGACCCGUCUGGUCCCGAUUCGUUUGAGUCUGUAUCAUCCGCUACUUUAUACGCACGGGGCGUGCAACAUUACCCCACUGACACUGAUUCCGACAUGGCGAUGUCUGCUGCACCCAUAUUUCCACAUGACGUUGACCCAGAUCCUGAGAUUGUGUUUGUACCUGACGAGCCACCUUUUGAGGCACCUGUUAUUCCUGACAAUCAGCUCUUCGAUAUACCCGCUGAUCAUGAGCUUGCUCCAGCUGACCCAGAGCCUGAGAUUACACCAGAGCCCAUACCUGCUCAUGAUCCCCUACCGGAGCGUGAUCAUGUUGACAUACCAAUUGUUACACCACCCUUACUUAAUCCGAUCCCUGCACUUGUUGACCGUGCUCCUUUUGCUACCCACAUUGACCCCAGAUAUGCUCACACCCGCAAUGGGUGGAUUGAGGAGGACGACGACUAUCCUCCUUUUGUCAGACCAGUUACUCCCCCUCCUGCAUCUACCCAGGCACCCGUUGAUGUCACCCAGUUUCACCCACACGUGUCAGAUGCGCACCGCAUAGAUUUGCCAGUCACAUUUCUUCAGGAUAUCCCUCCCCCCCCCCCCCCGCCCCCGUCCAGGGGAAGGACCAACGAGUCAGCCGUCUGA